Molecule: messenger RNA, 6868 nt
Organism: Apodemus sylvaticus (European woodmouse)
Lineage: Eukaryota; Metazoa; Chordata; Mammalia; Rodentia; Muridae
Gene: Srgap2
Product: SLIT-ROBO Rho GTPase activating protein 2
Exons: 23
Coding region: 775-3990 (1071 amino acids)
Biological process (GO): signal transduction; negative regulation of cell migration
Cellular component (GO): cytoplasm
Molecular function (GO): protein binding
Source: RefSeq, a predicted model, not a curated record
CGCUCUUCCUGCGCGCGGCCCUUCCUCCAGCCUCCGGGAGUAGGCGACACUGCCUGAAGCCGCCUGUGCGCCGGCGGGGACAGGGCGGCCUAGGAGGCAGGGGCCCGCCGCCGCGUUGGAGCUCUUCCCUCAGCCUCCCUGCCGCCGCCUCUCGCGCCUCCUGGAGCGACUAACACUGAUCUGAUGCCUCCCACCCGACUGGGAUCGGGCUAGUGAACCGGAGCAAAGGACUUCGGAUCCACUCUGCGCUUUAGCGGCACCCUUUUGGGAUUUGAUUUGCAGCAUCUUUGGGCUGGUACCAUUAAAAAAAAAAAUCCCGCGAAGAACGCCUAGCCCUCCCCUGGCACCCCAAGACAAACCCACUCCCUCCUAGGGACACAACUGGGCGCGUCCACACCCCCGCAUCCCCUACACCAUGUUGUGCGGAAGGACUUCCACUCCCCGCCUGUGUCGUUGAUGUCAGACCCCAGGCCAGCCUCCGGGCGCUGCAGUUCUCCUGGUUAAUGCUGCGGCUGUGGUUAGGGCUUUAGUACAUAAGCCAGCCGCCGCCGCCCCCCACUUCCCCACCCCCGGCCUCAGCGCCCACAGUCUGCAUGUGUGUGCGGUAGCCGGCUGCCCAUCCCGCCGCUCGUGCUCUCCUGGAGCUCUGGAUACCACCGCGGGGCAUUUCUCUGCCCGUGGGAGAAGUGGCCUUGGAGGAAUUGAUAACAGUGGUUGGAUUUUUCCCGUGGAUCUAUCAAUUCACAAUUCGGAUUUGGAAGAAAGAAGGAAAACAUGACGUCUCCAGCCAAAUUCAAAAAGGAUAAGGAGAUCAUUGCAGAGUACGAUACUCAGGUCAAAGAGAUCCGGGCUCAGCUCACAGAGCAGAUGAAAUGCCUAGAUCAGCAGUGUGAGCUCCGGGUGCAGCUGUUGCAGGACCUGCAGGACUUCUUCCGCAAGAAGGCAGAGAUUGAGAUGGACUAUUCUCGAAAUCUGGAGAAGCUAGCCGAACGCUUUCUAGCCAAGACACGAAGCACCAAGGACCAGCAAUUUAAGAAGGACCAGAAUGUUCUCUCUCCUGUCAACUGCUGGAACCUCCUCUUAAACCAGGUGAAGCGGGAGAGCAGGGAUCAUACUACCCUGAGUGACAUCUACCUGAAUAAUAUAAUUCCUCGAUUUGUUCAAGUCAGCGAGGACUCAGGAAGACUCUUUAAAAAGAGUAAAGAAGUUGGCCAGCAGCUCCAAGAUGAUUUGAUGAAGGUCCUGAACGAGCUUUAUUCGGUCAUGAAGACAUAUCAUAUGUACAAUGCUGACAGUAUCAGUGCUCAGAGCAAACUAAAGGAAGCAGAGAAGCAAGAAGAGAAGCAAAUUGGCAAGUCAGUAAAGCAAGAGGACCGGCAGACCCCUCGCUCCCCUGACUCCACGGCCAAUGUCCGCAUUGAGGAGAAACAUGUCCGGAGGAGUUCAGUGAAGAAGAUUGAGAAGAUGAAGGAGAAGCGACAAGCCAAGUACACAGAGAAUAAGCUGAAGGCCAUUAAAGCCCGGAAUGAGUAUUUAUUGGCUUUGGAGGCAACCAAUGCAUCUGUCUUCAAAUACUACAUCCAUGACCUGUCUGAUAUUAUCGAUCAGUGUUGUGACCUAGGCUACCAUGCUAGCCUGAACCGGGCUCUACGAACUUUCCUGUCUGCUGAAUUAAAUCUGGAACAAUCAAAGCAUGAAGGCCUGGAUGCUAUUGAAAAUGCAGUAGAAAACCUAGAUGCCACCAGUGACAAGCAACGGCUCAUGGAGAUGUACAACAAUGUUUUCUGCCCCCCUAUGAAAUUUGAAUUCCAGCCCCACAUGGGAGAUAUGGCUUCUCAGCUCUGUGCCCAACAGCCUGUCCAGAGUGAGCUGGUGCAGAGAUGCCAACAACUGCAGUCUCGCUUAUCCACUUUGAAGAUUGAAAAUGAAGAGGUGAAGAAGACAAUGGAGGCCACCCUGCAGACCAUUCAGGACAUUGUGACCGUUGAGGAUUUUGAUGUAUCUGAUUGCUUCCAGUAUAGCAAUUCCAUGGAGUCUGUCAAAUCUACUGUCUCAGAAACAUUCAUGAGCAAACCCAGCAUUGCUAAGAGGAGAGCUAACCAGCAAGAGACGGAACAGUUUUAUUUCACGAAAAUGAAGGAGUACUUGGAGGGAAGGAACCUCAUCACAAAGUUACAAGCCAAGCAUGACCUCCUGCAGAAAACCCUGGGAGAAAGUCAGCGGACAGAUUGUAGUCUUGCCAGGCGCAGCUCGACCGUGAGGAAACAGGAUUCCAGCCAGGCAAUCCCUCUGGUGGUAGAAAGCUGCAUCCGGUUUAUUAGCAGACAUGGCCUACAACAUGAAGGAAUUUUUCGGGUGUCUGGAUCACAAGUGGAAGUGAACGACAUAAAAAAUGCCUUUGAGAGAGGAGAGGACCCCCUGGCUGGGGACCAGAAUGACCAUGACAUGGACUCCAUAGCUGGUGUCCUCAAGCUUUACUUCCGGGGCCUGGAACACCCGCUCUUCCCCAAAGACAUCUUCCAUGACUUGAUUGCCUGUGUCACAAUGGACAACCUGCAAGAGAGAGCUGUGCAUAUCCGGAAAAUCCUUUUGGUCUUGCCCAAGCCCACUCUGAUUAUCAUGAGAUACCUCUUUGCCUUCCUCAAUCACUUAUCACAGUUCAGUGAAGAGAACAUGAUGGACCCCUACAACCUUGCCAUCUGCUUCGGGCCCUCACUGAUGUCAGUGCCAGAGGGCCACGACCAGGUGUCUUGUCAAGCCCACGUGAAUGAGCUGAUCAAAACCAUCAUCAUCCAACAUGAGAACAUUUUCCCAAACCCCAGGGAGCUGGAGGGGCCCAUCUACAGCAGAGGAGGAAGCAUGGAGGAUUACUGUGACAGCACUCAUGGAGAGACUACCUCUGCCGAAGACUCCACCCAGGACGUUACAGCAGAGCACCACACGAGUGAUGAUGAAUGUGAACCCAUAGAAGCCAUUGCCAAGUUUGACUAUGUAGGCCGGACAGCCCGAGAACUAUCUUUCAAGAAGGGAGCGUCCCUGCUACUUUACCAGCGAGCUUCUGAUGACUGGUGGGAAGGCCGGCACAAUGGUAUAGACGGACUCAUCCCCCAUCAGUACAUUGUAGUCCAAGACACCGAGGAUGGUGUCGUGGAGAGGUCCAGCCCCAAGUCUGAGAUUGAGGUCAUGUCUGAGCCACCUGAAGAAAAGGUGACAGCCAGAACGGGGGCCAGCUGUCCCAGUGGGGGUCAUGUAGCUGAUAUUUAUCUUGCAAACAUCAACAAGCAAAGGAAGCGUCCAGAAUCUGGGAGCAUCAGAAAAGCCUUUCGGAGUGACAGCCAUGGGCUGGGCAGUUCUCUGACUGACUCCUCCUCCCCGGGGGUGGGGGCUAGCUGCCGUCCGUCCUCCCAGCCCAUCAUGAGCCAGAAUCUCCCCAAGGAAGGGCCAGAUAAGUGUUCCAUCAGCGGCCAUGGCAGCCUCAACUCUAUCAGCCGCCACUCGUCCUUGAAGAACCGGAUGGACAGUCCACAGAUCCGGAAGACUGCCACUGCAGGAAGGUCAAAAAGCUUCAAUAACCAUCGACCAAUGGACCCUGAAGUCAUUGCACAGGAUAUUGAAGCAACAAUGAACUCUGCCCUGAAUGAGCUUCAAGAGCUAGAGCGGCAGAGCAGUGCAAAGCACACACCGGAUGUGGUUCUGGACACCUUGGAACCCCUCAAGACCUCCCCAGUAGUAGCCCCCACAUCUGAGCCCUCCAGCCCCCUGCACACCCAGCUCCUCAAGGACCCUGAGCCUGCCUUCCAGCGCAGCGCCAGUACUGCUGGGGACAUUGCCUGCGCCUUCCGGCCCGUCAAGUCUGUCAAGAUGGCUGCUCCAGUCAAACCACCAGCCACACGGCCCAAGCCAACUGUCUUCCCCAAAACAAAUGCCACUAGCCCUGGUGUCAAUUCAUCUGCUUCCCCACAGUCCACUGACAAGUCUUGUACUGUCUAAGGGGUAUAACGUAAUUACUCUAGACAAGGAGACUGGCCGUUUUUAAAAUCUUCCUAUUUAACUAGCUUGGGGACUCAGUUGAAAAUUAGGUUCUAAGUUGUUCUUACAGGAAUUAGCCUUCCCAUUACCCAGACCCUGCGAAUGAAGCCCUUGUUUCUGCUUUUCCCUUCUGGUCCUUCCUCCACUCUUUGCUUCCCUCUGUUGUUGGAAUCCAACCAGCUCCAGUACAUACUAUUCUUAGGUUAGCCAAUGUCAGGUUUUCCAUUAUCGGGUUGCUAUGAUAUCUGCCAAGGCAAGACAUGGGGACACGGACCUAAGUCUGUCCCUUCAGACCAUAGAGGACACCUUGACCAGAUGUUUGGCUGCAGCUCCCAAUGACAUCUUGUUUUUCAGUACUGAUUUAAAAAUUCAUAUAUAGCCCAGUUUUCAUUUUAUAUAAAUAUAUAUAUUUGUGUGUGUGUGUGCGUGCGCAUGCACACCCGUAUACACACACACAGGUUUUUCUGGUCUCUGGUGUAGCCUCUCCUGGUCAUAGACCACUCUUUGUUGUGGUGACAGUUCACAAAGAAGCCACCAGGAGUCUCUGUUCUCAUCACAAACUUUGUUCUGUUUGGAACAGAAAAACCUGGCCUUUGAAAUCUCUGUCAUAAAACUUUAGCAGAAUGGGACAGUCCUGUGAUCUGACGUGCAGGUAGGGAUUCUGUCUUCUUCCUCUUGCUGUGAGUUAGUCACUGGUUGGUUGUUUGCAUUUGCUCUGCUCCAUUCUGUAGAAGUGCAUCCCAGUCUUAUCACGGAGCUUUUGAAGUUUUUCUGAACAUAUAGACUUCUCUUCGGUUCCUGUCUUUGUCUCUAACACACCGUUUUCCAUGUAAGAUGUUUCCCAUAUAAGACAGUUCUAUAGCUAGUUCCUUUAGAGAAAAAAAGUCUUACAGUUUUAAUGUGUUCAUGGAAGGUUUGAAAAGGGUAGGAAAUGGGUCCUUUCUCCCAUCAUUUCUGGCAUUUAAAACUUAAAAAUCACUAUUCCAUUAAAAAAAAAAAAUUAAGUCACUCUCUACUAAUGCAGAAAUUGUGGCCAGAUUAAAACUAUUUCAAGUUCACCUCUUGGCUUAUUUGUUUAUCAAACUCUCUCUCUCUCGGGAUGAACAUCCCUUGGUAAAUUCUAGAGGUUCUGCCUCUUGGAACUGUCUUGUUUAUCCAAACAAGGAUGACUAAGGGAACUUUGACCCACACAAACUCAAAACUGUUUUCCCAAAAUCAGAAUCUUAAAAAGGGGAAAAAUUGAAUGUUUCACAUUGGAUCCUGCCUUGGGCCAUUUUUCAGAUGCGCUACCGUUGAAUGCACUCCCAGCCUACAAGCCUGGUGCUUGGAAAACCCUCUCCUCUUACACCGUGCUUCCCCAAGAGCACCAGAGCUAGGAAAUCACACUAUGGGAUCAUGUGUUUCAACAGCUCCUUGAAGCUCAGGCUCUUUCUAAUUCUCUGUUUUCUGGUUUGAAUGCUAUGCUUUUAUUUUAACUAUUGUCUUCUAUAGUUCAAGAAAGAUGGGUUUGCCAUCCGGGUUGGAACAUUUGAAUGUUCUUAGCUUUGGGCUAGAAAUGAUCCUUUUGGACCAACUUGUGAAGCUGGUAGUUGGAUCUGUAGACAGUGGUGGAUGUUUCUCUCGAAUGGGAGCUUGAAGGAGUCACCAGGGAGAAGAGUACCUGGCAACACCAGGAGACUGCUCCCUAGAGAAGAGAGCUCUAGCUCUCCUCAAGUAGCGUGCGUUUGACUGCAUGGCACACCCCUUGGUCCUUUGGAUAUCUGAUUCUUGGUGUUCUUUUUACUGAUCUGGGUUUGUACUGCUCCUGAGCCAAUAGGGGCUUCCAGACUGGAGGAUCCGUUUCCUUGAUGAACAUGAAGCCCCACCCUUCACUUUUUACAUUCCUCUUAAUCCAAGUGAUCAGAGUUUCCAACCUGUCCUUUAUCUCCAGGACACUACCCUCUCAGAAGGUAAACACAAAGGUUCUUAAAGACCAUACUUGAGCCUGUUCGUUUCUUCUUGCCUUCUCUCUUAAUCCUGUACAUUAUUUGUGUUUUUUCAUCCCUUUGGUCGAUGUCCAUCUGCUGAUUUGCAUAAUGAACUGGACAGUGUACAAGUGGGUCCCACUAUCCCCAGCUCUGGGAACCUAGCUGUCUUCCGUAUUUAUCUCUGGUGCUUCUGACGCCUGUGAGAUGGUCCUGUUAAAAGGAGUAGGAGGAACCAAAAGGAGGAGAGUCCUCCUCAGCAGAGCUCACUUCAACUGGAAUUGAGGUUGCACACUGUGAUUUCACAACCAAAAGCCAAAAGGAGCCGGCCACCCCAGGCCUUGGCCAGCCAGCCUUCCUCGGAGAGGCUUGUCCGAAACCAGCAUGAUGCUUCCAAGAGCCCUGCUCUGCCCCUCGUGGCAUGGAUCCUUUCCCUGGUGUGGACUUAAGUCUCUGGGGAAGAAAAGUGGGUGGGGCUGCCAGCAUCCCAGUUUGGAAAGUAGAGGAGUUUGCCACCAGCAGCUUAUAAACUGGAAAUGCUGGUCUCCGCCAGCCUCCUCAGGCCACCCUCAUUUAUCCCCAAGAAGAUGAGAAAUCCUUCCAGUACCAGGACGAACAGACCACUGGAAGGGCUGGUGUGCAUGGACUUCGGUUCAGAAGAGAACUUAGAUCUUCCAGGGAACUGCAGUGUUGUGGCGUCUGAUUUAUAUGUCACAUUUGUGUAAAAUGGUAUGUUCUUUAAAAUGGUGUUGAUAACUGGAAUAUUGUAUGUAUGCUUGAAGAUGCUUUGUGUGAACCUAAGACUCACUCAGCCGAUGUUGGAUUGGGGAGAAUCCAAAGCACAACUUCAAAAUAAAAUACGGUUUUUAGGUUUC